Molecule: messenger RNA, 717 nt
Organism: Colletotrichum godetiae
Lineage: Eukaryota; Fungi; Ascomycota; Sordariomycetes; Glomerellales; Glomerellaceae
Exons: 1
Biological process (GO): fungal-type cell wall polysaccharide metabolic process
Cellular component (GO): fungal-type cell wall
Source: RefSeq, a predicted model, not a curated record
AAAGCCAAACGCGGCUUCGCCUACAAUGACGCGGGCCUCGUCGACCGUUUUACGAAGAGCGUGCAGUGCACCAAGUGUUCAUGGGCAUACAAUUGGGACUCCACCGACUACGGACUUCUCCAGCCUUCGCUCGAUUUUGUACCGAUGCUGUGGAGCCCCGCUCCAGAACAAACCGAGCGCUGGCCGCAGAAUGUGGAGGCAAUGAUAUUGAGUGGAUCUACCCACAUCCUCAGUUUUAACGAGUGCGAUAGACCUGACCAGUGCAAUCUGAAUGCUGAAGCUGCCGCCGCAGCUCAUGUGGAAUUCGUCAACGGGUACGCUAGUCGACAUGGAGUCAAGAUUGGGUCGCCCGCGAUCAGCAACAGCGCUGUCGCCGGCCAAGGUCUCAGCUGGUUGGGGUCAUGGGUGCAGGCAUGCGAUAGCCUACCUGUACGCUGCAAGUAUGAUUUCUGCGUUGCCCACUGGUACGGCGACUCUGUGGAAGGCCUUUUGAUUCAUUUGUCAUCGGUUCGCGACAUAUGUCGCGAUAAAUCUGUCUGGCUUACUGAGUUUGCUGUCGAUCACGGUAGCGAUGAGCAACAUGCCGCGUUUAUCACUGCCGUCAUUCCACUUCUGGACGCAAUUGAUUAUCUUGAGCGGUACGCUUAUUUCAAGGUCAGAGAUGGCCGCUUUGUCUACGGCCCCACAAUCACGCCAUCCGGCCAGGCAUAUGCCGAG